UUGUCUUUCCUUGUCCUUGGAUUUGUAUUAAUUAAUCAAAAAUAAUAUUAAAUGGAUCUUUUUCUCUCUCUUGAAUGGCAAAAUCUACAUGGUGUCAGCUUCUGGUUAAAGUUCCUUUAAAAAGCAAGGAUUGGUUUAAUCUCAUUCCUUUUCUUUUCUGUAAUCUUAAACAAGAAAUGUGAGAUUGUGUUUCAAGGUUGAAGAUUAAACUACUGCUACUGCACCACCAUCCAAAUCAACUCAACUCAACUCUCUGAGUAUUCAGUAAUGGGGUCUGAGCAGAACAGAUUCCCUCAGCAGGAAAGGCGAAAAAGAUGGGGAGGAUGCUUGGGAGCUUUGUCUUGUUUUGGGACACAGAAAGGUGGAAAGCGUAUUGUGCCUGCAUCUCGUAUGCCAGAAGGCAAUGCCUCUGCGGUCCAGCCGAAUGGACCUCAAGCUGCUGGGCUGACCAAUCAAGCUACAACACUAGCUCCAUCACUUCUAGCUCCGCCUUCUUCACCAGCGUCUUUUACAAAUUCUGCACUCCCUUCAACCGUGCAGUCACCCAGUUGUUUCUUGUCAUUAUCUGCUAAUUCACCUGGAGGUCCUUCAUCCACAAUGUUUGCCACUGGCCCGUAUGCCCAUGAAACACAAUUGGUUUCACCUCCUGUUUUCUCCACUUUCACAACUGAGCCAUCCACUGCUCCUCUCACGCCACCCCCAGAGUUGGCACAUCUCACUACUCCCUCUUCACCAGAUGUGCCUUUUGCUCGGUUCCUGACAUCUUCGAUGGAUCUAAAAAGUACUGAAAAGUCAAAUUAUAUUGCUGCAAAUGAUCUUCAAGCAACAUAUUCACUUUAUCCUGGAAGUCCAGCUAGCAGUCUCAUAUCACCUAUUUCAGGGACUUCUGUUGAAAACCUAUCAUCAUCCUUUCCUGAACGAGACUUCCCUUCUCACUGGGAUCCUUCAGUUUCUCCCCAGAAUGGCAAAUAUUCAAGAAGUGGUUCUGGUAGACUCUAUGGGCAUGACACCACUGGUGGCUCUAGAGUCUCUCAAGAUACAAACUUUUUCUGUCCUGCAACAUUUGCACAGUUCUAUCUGGAUCAUAAUCCACCAUUUCCUCAUACUGGUGGAAGGUUAAGUGUGUCCAAGGAUUCAGAUGUUUACUCCAGUGGUGCAAAUGGUCACCAGAACAGGCACACCAAAAGCCCCAAGCAAGAUGUUGAAGAACUUGAAGCUUACAGAGCUUCAUUUGGAUUCAGUGCGGAUGAAAUCAUCUCUACUACUCAGUAUGUUGAGAUUUCUGCUGACAUAAUGGAAGAUUCGUUUACCAUGACACCUUUUACCUCAGAUAAACCUGCAUUUGAGGUAAGUGUAAAAUCUAGCAUGUUGGAAGACGGGCUAAACACAGAGAGAACAGAGACAAAAUUCGUGAGUCAGAAAAGCCAUAGAUCAGACACAGAUAUUGAUGCUGGUGAACACAAUGACCUAACAAUAUCAUGCGAUGUAUAUAAAGGCAAUUAUAGUCUUUCAUUGCACAACGUAGAGAAUAAACCAAGAAGGAAACCUACUGAUGUCUCUGGGUCAAGCAGACCUGGUAAUCAUAUUCUCACUGAAGAAGAAGACAUAUUUUCCAAGAUGGGGUCAUCAUCUAGAAUCAGCAGAAAAUAUCACCUGGGUAUGUCAAGUUCUGAUGCAGAAAUUGACUAUAGGAGAGGAAGAAGCUUAAGAGAAGGUAGAGGAGAUUUUGCAUGGCAUGACUGAAGAUCAGGCCAGAAACAGAAACAUUUUAUCAGUUGUUUCCAUAUGUAUUAAUUUGCUGUUUUUUUUUUUUUUUUUGGUCAAACUUUUGUGUUUGGAGAUCUUUGUGAUAGAUGGAAUGAUCUUAACCUGCGAUCUAACCAUUUCUUCUGCUCUUGCUCUCUCUCUCUCUCAGAUGUAGCCUGAUGCUAGCUGCUUGAUGAGUGUUUUUUCUGUGGUCCUACACAUUUUACUUCUCUACAAGCUACAUAUGUAAAUGUGAUGCAUCUAAGCAUUUAUAUGUAUGGUGCAUCUACCAUUUGAUAUUUAA
Molecule: messenger RNA, 2050 nt
Organism: Mangifera indica (mango)
Lineage: Eukaryota; Viridiplantae; Streptophyta; Magnoliopsida; Sapindales; Anacardiaceae
Exons: 3
Coding region: 268-1743 (491 amino acids)
Source: RefSeq, a predicted model, not a curated record